Molecule: messenger RNA, 2588 nt
Organism: Toxoplasma gondii ME49
Lineage: Eukaryota; Apicomplexa; Conoidasida; Eucoccidiorida; Sarcocystidae
Product: undecaprenyl diphosphate synthase
Exons: 7
Coding region: 875-1942 (355 amino acids)
Biological process (GO): polyprenol biosynthetic process
Cellular component (GO): endoplasmic reticulum
Source: RefSeq, a predicted model, not a curated record
AGAAAAAGGAGACCCGCCAACGUACGCGUCAAUGGUCCCUAAGCAGCGGUUCCCUCCGCAGAGGAAAAGAUCUUGACCAUUCAAAACGGCAUGCUGCUUCUCGGUAUGUCUGUGGUGCAAACGGUUCCGGCAGCAUUCGGCAAAGCGCUGCAUCAUUCAAUCGGCAAUCGUGCGGAGGACAACAGGUGUGUUUCACCUGGAGUUCGCCAAUCGAUUUGUUCUCCACUCUCCGUUUGGACUCAGAGAGCAUCACUCGGAGUGCUACUGUUUCGCACUCUCUCAAGUCGUGUCAGAAGGAACCCUGCAGCCCACUAAACUACUCUCGGCGUGUGCAGCAGGGACGCUGCAUUCCUUUCCCGUCUUCCAGAUUCGCCUUUUCGCUUCGAAACGUCUGUCAAAGUUCUUUCCGUAGCACAUUCGUUUGCGCUGCCUCACCAGUCGAGUCUAGCCCGUCGAAGCUGUGUUCGUUCCGCUUGUCAGAAUACACAGGCGCGUCUCGCGUUUCGGUGGCCUUUUUAUGUGUACGGUGGGAAGGCACUCCAUGUUUUUUUUUCAAAGUUUUUCCCCAUUAGGACCUUGUUCAAGCCAAUCACGUGUCACGUCCGUUCCAUAUGCGCUGCUUUUCCAUCCACAGUUCCAAGAAACACUCGACAUAGGUUUUAACGUGUGGCCAUUUCAAAAAUAGCUCGUCAAGCUCUCGUCCACUCGAACACUCGUGUUGGGGUUCGAAGACGACUUUUUGGCUCGGUGAGUUUAGUGAGAAAAGUCCCCCCGGUCUCGUUCCGAAGACGAAUUCAAGUUUGUCGAAGUCGGAGCAGGAACAUAGACAAGCGGGACCGGCCUGUCCGGCUCUUUUCGGCGAUGUGACCCCGGAAUGGACGUGACGAUACCUCGGUGGCAACGAUGGCUUCUGCGGACGGUGAAACGCGCAAGCGGCCCCCAGCACAUGCCCAGGCAUGUCGCCUUCAUCAUGGACGGCAACCGACGCUUUGCGCGUAGGAACAAGGAAGCCUCUGCAGUGGAAGGGCACCGUGCUGGGGCACACACACUGUCUGUUAUGUGCGAGAGUUGCUUAGAGCUGGGGAUUCAGUUUGUGACGGUGUACGCGUUCGCUCUGGGUAAUUUCCACCGACAGCCUGAAGAGGUCACUGGCCUUCUAAACCUGGCUGAAGAGAAGUUCGCCGACAAAGCAUGGAUCGAUGGCUUUUUCAAGCGACUGGGCAUCCGGCUGCGCUUCCUCGGAGACUUCUCCUAUCUUCCGCCUCGUCUGAGGAGUGCUCUAGCAACUGCAAGCCGGGAAACGGCAGACGCAUGCGGAGACCCGCGUGGUUUUGGCUGUCGGCUCCUGGUCACCGUCUGUGUGGCCUAUGGGUCAAGAAGAGAAAUCGCUCGUGCCCUUGCUGGCGAGGUUUCCAUGUUGCCAGAUGCUCCUGUUGAUCACGACCUUCCGGAGGCGAGGUGUACAUCUAUGUUUGUAUGUUCCGGUGCCGUACGAUGGCGCACAGCAGACACUGACGACUCUGGCCCAGGAUCGGUCGACACUUGUACAUCUCUCAAUGACAGUAAUGGAAUAAGCCAGCGCCGAACCCAUCGGGAUGACUCGUCCUCCAUUCCCUGCUGCGACGCUGUCCUCGAAGCACACCUCUCUGCUGGUGAGGCGUGUAGCACCUGGCACUCGACCCGAAAGCACGGCUGUUACUUAUGGAGAGCUCUUCAGAUCGAAGAUGUCCCUCCACCUGAUUUGCUUCUUCGCACUUCGGGCGAGAGGCGCCUCUCUGAUUUCCUUCUCUAUGAGACUUCGGAAACUACAGCGUUCCACUUUCUGAACGUCCUGUGGCCGGACCUUUCUUCCUUGCACUUGCUCGCAACAGUGGUCCACUUCCAGCUACAGAACCUUGUAAAACAUUACUGCAUGUGGGUUAGAUGCUUCCGGUUCUUCUAAUUCGCCUGUUCGCUGCCAUUUUGAAGCCUAGACCCGUACGCAGAGGAGGAGCUUUCCAUGUUAUUAGUUGUCAGUGAGCCCGACUGUAGAAACAAUUUUGUCAGUCAUCCGUGUUUACUCGCGCUCAAUCGCAGCACUCUCCGAAGCUCCGUCUGGCACUCCCGAGCCAGGCCGUAUCCGGGGGUAUCCAGUACCAUGACGAUAUGCAUGUUUUUCAAGGUAUCGAGGGGAAAUGCGUCAGAUGAUGGAAAUUGGUGCAGAACAUGCUGAAGUGAAUAUCUCACAAAAUCGAAGUACUGACACCGUUUUUUAUUGGUCGCUAAACUCUGUAUUGUCACCGGUUCGUUUCCAUCAUUCGGGAAAUGUCUUGCCGUAGGAGCAUCUGUUCAGUAGAACGCUCCUCGUUGGUCUCACCGCAGUUCCUUGCGCGAGAGGAAUGUGUUAAAUUGAAUGUGCACGAAGGUUUCAUCUCUCACGCACGAGCUUAACCACUCACACACAACGAGCGAGUCUUCAGGUAUAGCACAGACAUCCUUUGCUGUACCAUAGGUCAGCUACAAAGUCGAUGUGUUGACGUAACUGUAAAGUUGUCACUCUUCUCCACCAUUCGUGUUUAAGAACGGACGUUAACAAGAUCCUAUUCUGG